AUGGAGGAGGAGGCUGCGAGGAAGAGGAAGAUGCCGCGGGUCCCCCAAGCAGGAGAGGAGGAAGUCAGUGCCCCUUUGGGCCCCGAGGUGAGGCCGGAGAGCGCGGAGGACAAAUCCCGGUGGCAGAGCCUGGUGGGAGAGGCCGUUUUGAAGGGCUCCCCGGCGCAGGAAGGCAGCGGGGAGGAAAAGGGCCGGAGAUGCCCCCACAGGAGGGGCUCCAAAGCCAGCCCAGGGGGCUGUGAGGAGGAAAGAGCCAGCGUGGGCCGGGAAGGCGGCCGGAGCUUGAGGCGGAGCUGCGAGCUGGUGGUCCCUGAGCAGCCUCCCAGCAGGAAAAAGCCCUUCAGAUGUUUGGAAUGUGGGAAGAGCUUCAGCAGGAGCACCCAUCUCCUCAGCCACCAGAACAUCCACAGUGGGGAACGGCCCUACAAAUGUGGGGAGUGUGGGAAAAGCUUCAGGCAUAGCUCUACCCUCCGCACCCACCGUCGCAUCCACAGUGUGGAACGGCCCUACACCUGUGGGGAGUGUGGGAAGAGCUUCAAACGGAGCUCCCACCUCCUCAGCCACCAAAUGAUCCACACUGGGGAACGACCCUACACGUGUGGGGAGUGUGGGAAGAGCUUCAAACGGAGCUCCCACCUCCUCAGCCACCAGAUGAUCCACACCGGGGAAAAGCCCUUCAGGUGUUUGGAUUGUGGGAAGAGCUUCAAUAAGAGAACCAACCUCCAGAGGCACCAGCACAUCCACACUGGGGAACGGCCCUACACGUGUGGGGAGUGUGGGAGGAGUUUCACUCAGAGCUCCAACCUGCUCCAACACCAGAUGAUCCACAGUGGGGAACGGCCCUACACGUGUGAGGAGUGUGGGAAGAGCUUCAGUGACAGCUCCACCCUCCGCACCCACCGUCGCAUCCACACCGGGGAACGGCCCUACACGUGUGGGGAGUGUGGGAAGAGCUUCAGUGACCGCUCCACCCUCCGCAACCACCGUCGCAUCCACAGUGGGGAACAGCCCUACACGUGUGCGGAGUGUGGGAAGAGCUUCAGGAAGAGCUCCACCCUCCACAGUCAUCGACGCAUCCACAGUGGGGAACGGCCCUACAUGUGUGGGGAGUGUGGGAAGAGCUUCAGUGACAGCUCCACCCUCCGCAACCACCGUCGCAUCCACAGUGGGGAACAGCCCUACACGUGUGGGGAGUGUGGGAAGAGUUUCAGGCAGAUCUCCCACCUGCUCCGACACCAGAUGAUCCACAGUGGGGAACGACCCUACACAUGUGAGGAAUGUGGGAAGAGCUUCACUCAGAUCUCUGACCUGCUCCGACACCAGAUGAUCCACAGUGGGGGGCCCUACACGUGUGCGGAGUGUGGGAAGAGCUUCAGGGACAGCUCCAGCCUUUGCAAACACCGUUGCAUCCACACCAGGGAAUGGCCCUACAAGUGCUUGCAAUGUGGAAAGAGCUUCAGCACAAGCACCAAGCUGCUCAGCCAGCAGCACAUCCACACUAGGGAACAGCCCUACACAUGUAGGGAAUGUGACAGCUCCACCCUCUACACCCACCAUCGCAUCCACAUCAGGGAGAGGCCCUACAACUGUUGGGAUUGUGGGAAGAGCUUCAGGCAGAGCUCUUCCUUGACCUCCCACCAACGGACCCACCGGUAAGAGAAGCCCCGAGUGCCCCGACUGCGGGAAGAGCUUCGGCCGCUGCUCCAACUCCAUCAGCCAUGGGAGGACCCGCGUUGGAUGAUCCACAGGGACCCCCGUUGGGCACAGACCUGGUGUGCUGGUUUAAUGGUAAACCAGCAGGGGAAAUGUCAGCGGUGACACCUGGAAUGGGAUGGAACACCUGGAA
Molecule: messenger RNA, 1846 nt
Organism: Pseudopipra pipra
Lineage: Eukaryota; Metazoa; Chordata; Aves; Passeriformes; Pipridae
Product: zinc finger protein OZF-like
Source: RefSeq, a predicted model, not a curated record